Humulus lupulus (European hop) is the source of this 1251-nucleotide messenger RNA. Its product is annotated as chaperone protein ClpC1, chloroplastic-like. Gene Ontology annotation, biological process: cellular response to heat. The coding region runs from base 204 to 1184 and encodes 326 amino acids. The transcript has 2 exons. Gene Ontology annotation, molecular function: ATP hydrolysis activity; ATP binding. The record is from RefSeq and is a predicted model, not a curated record. Gene Ontology annotation, cellular component: cytoplasm. NCBI's taxonomy places the organism in Eukaryota, Viridiplantae, Streptophyta, Magnoliopsida, Rosales, Cannabaceae.
CGUUUGUCAAAACAGUACAUCACGUAAUUGUUUUUCACUGAUUUUUUUUUUCAAGCGAAUAGGUAGAUUUUUGUUUUGUGGGUUCAUUUCAAACAUUUGCUUUCAGGGAUAGAUUUCUCCCUGAUAAGGCAAUAGACUUGAUUGACCAAGCUGGUUCCCGAGCUCAACUUCAGAAAACAGAAGUAACAACCAAUGGUCAUGCGAUGGUUACGGAGGAAGAUAUCCAACAUUUGGUUUCUUCCUGCACAGGAAUUCCAUUGGAGAAACUCUCACCCUCAGAGUCAGAAAAGUUGCUCAACAUGGAGAAAACAUUACACAAAAGAGUUAUAGGACAACAUGAAGCUGUGGAGGCAAUUAGCCGUGCCAUUCGCCGAUCUCGUGCUAGAAUAAGAGACCCCAGCCGGCCAACAAGCUUCUUGUUCAUAGGUCCAACUGGGGUUGGCAAAACUGAGUUGGCCAAUGCAUUGGCUGUUGAGUAUUUUGGCUCAAAAGAAUCCAUUGUCAGGCUUAACAUGAGCGAGUACAUGGAAAAGCAUAAUGUUGCCAAGCUUAUAGGAUCACCCCCUGGCUAUAUAGGCCAUAAUGGAGGUGGACAGCUGACAGAAGCUGUUCGGCGCAGGGCACACUCUCUGAUCCUCUUCGAUGAGAUUGAAAAGGCUCACACAGACAUUUUUAACGUUCUACUUCAGAUUUUGGAAGACGGCAUGCUCACAGAUGAUAAGGGUAAAGCAGUGGAUUUUCAAAAAACUCUUAUCAUAUUGACCUCAAAUAUUGGCAACAAAGUGAUUGUUCAUGGGGAUCAGUUUGAUUUUGGGCAAGUGAAGACGGCAGUUGCAGAUGAGCUUAGAAAAAAAUUCAGGCCUGAGUUCUUGAACAGGCUUGAUGAAGUGGUGGUAUUUAAGCAACUUGAUAAUGUUCAGCUGAAACAGAUAAUGGACAUUAUGCUGAAAGAUGUUAUUCAAAGACUUGAAGAAAAGAACAUUUUCCUAGUGGUGACGUCUGAGUUCAAAGAGAAGUUGGUUAAGGAGGGAACUAAUCCAAUGUAUGGUGCUAGGCCAUUGAGAAGAGCAAUUGUGAGUCUUUUGGAAGAUAGCUUGGCUGAGAAAAUUCUGAGAGGAGACAAUAAAGAAGGGGACACAGUAACCGUGAGUCUUGACAAGAAGGGAAAUGUGGUAGUGACUUAAAUUGUUGUCAAAAUGGUGAUCAAGUUGCUAAUGUUCAAGAAGUUUACUCUACUUAAUGGAAAAAUGG